UGCUGCUGCUGCUUCUACCGCCGCUGACAAGAAUCCAGUCCUGCUGCACUGAAAGCGUGCACACAAUUAACCGACACGGUCCGUACAGCAUCUCAGAGAGCCCCUCUGUAGCGGCACUUUGUGCUUUUUCUUGUUUUUUUUCUUUUUCUCUCUUUUUUUUUUAAUUUAGAGCUCAACUCACCAGCUUACAAGAUGAUCAAGAACGGGCAUCACCACCACCAUCAGGGAAGCACAGCAACCGGACAAGACGCAGGGAUGAUCCCCGGCGCUGCAGCUUGCAGUCCCGAGAAAAGGAGGCGAAGAAUACGGGUGUGGUGUGACGGCUGCUAUGACAUGGUGCAUUAUGGCCACUCCAACCAGCUGCGACAAGCCAAGGCCAUGGGAGAUUACCUCAUCGUGGGAGUGCACACAGACAGUGAGAUUGCGAAGCACAAGGGUCCGCCUGUCUUCACCCAGGAAGAAAGAUACAAGAUGGUACGGGCCAUAAAAUGGGUGGAUGAGGUCGUAGAAGGAGCACCUUACGUCACCACCCUCGGGACCCUCGACAAGUACAACUGUGACUUCUGUGUGCAUGGAGAUGAUAUAACAUUAACAGUUGAUGGGAAAGACACAUACGAAGAGGUAAAGAAGUCGGGCCGGUACAGGGAGUGUAAGAGAACCCAGGGAGUUUCAACCACAGAUCUGGUUGGCAGGAUGCUACUGAUGACCAAAGCACACCACAGCAACAUUGAUAGUUCAGACUAUCAACAGCACACAGACAACUUUGGAAAGGGGUCACAUGGUCAGAAGGGCCAUAGUCCCUGGACGGGAGUGUCUCAGUUCCUGCAGACUUCACAGAAGAUCAUCCAGUUUGCAUCAGGCCAGGAGCCUCAACCUGGGGACACCAUCAUCUAUGUGGCUGGAGCUUUUGACCUCUUUCACAUUGGUCAUGUGGACUUCCUGGAAGCGGUACAUAAGCUCGCAGAAAAGCCAUACAUUAUAGUGGGGUUGCACUUUGACCAGGAGGUGAAUCGUUACAAAGGGAAAAACUACCCCAUCAUGAAUGUCCAUGAGAGAACACUCAGCGUCCUGGCUUGUCGAUAUGUAUCAGAAGUGGUGAUUGGUGCACCCUUUGCAGUCACAAAAGAUUUGCUGGACCAUUUCAAAGUGGAUCUUGUAUGCCAUGGAAAGACAGAAAUAUAUCCUGACAAGGAUGGAUCCGACCCUUAUGCUGAGCCUAGGAGGAAAGGAAUCCUGCGUACAGUUGACAGUGGGAACAGCCUCACUACGGAUGCCAUUGUACAAAGGAUAAUUAAAAACAGGUUGCAAUUUGAAGCGAGGAACCAAAAGAAAGAGGCCAAAGAGAUUGCUGUAAUCCAGGCCAUGAAGCGACAAGAGGAGGAAAAGACUAAAGAAAGGACCCGGGCUGUGCUGUAGAAAGGACCAUCAACCAAGUGUCAGUGUUACCCUGACUGCUCAAUUAAUUUAACUCAUGUAUAGUAAAAAUGUACAGCUUCCACACAUGAUCCUGGCUAAUUACAGCAGUCCUUAAAGCAGCCCACUUAAAGCCACGGUGGCUUAGUCUGCUGUGGGAUCAUCAGGUAUACGGUGUGUGUGUGUGUGUGCGCGUGUGUCUCCUGUGCAUUAACAUAUUCUGCAUAUGCAACUACAUGUUCAUGUCAGUUAACGAUCACCUAUACAAAAGAAGUCUUUACUACUGAGCUGUGGACAGAAAAGCAGAAGAAAAAUAAAGCGAGAAAGAUAUCACAGCCUAUUCAAAGGACUAUUUUAUGUCUCCAGAUAUUUUAAAUAAGUUUUAAAUAUAAAUAUAAAUAAAUUUUAUUUUAUUUUUUUUUUUUUUGCCUUCAAAAACAACAAAAGAUAACUAUAGAGUACUAUAUUGUGGGAUUGGGACACAGUUUGAGAACCUGAGAUGUUAGUCAGGUUAUGAACUGUAGCAUGGAAGUGAUUUGAUUUGGCAUUUCUGUGGGGCUGCUGCUGCCAUCUGCCCAGCGUAGCCCUCAGCUGAUCUAUCCGUGUAUAUUCUGUAUGUACUGUAAGUAUGUAUGUAUGAAGUGAUUACAGCCUCCCUGGAGGAUUCUAAAACCACUUGAGAACUGGGGGAGAAAAAUGCCCUCACUUCUCUGCAUCUACGUAUGGACGUGAGAAGGUGCUGAUGGACUCUUGUGGGACCUCAUGUGCAUAUCAGGCCGCGCUCCAGUCAGACUGCACUGACUGCUCUGAAAUCAUCGCAGCUGUUCUGCUUUCUUGGUUUGCGCAGGUUUUUAAUGCAAAAAAAUGCACACUGUUGAGAACUGCAUGUCUGGACCUUUGAGUGCAUUUUUUUUUUUUUGUAAACCAACACUCGUUAGAUUUAUCAUAACCUAGAGAACACUACAGAGUUUUAAUGGACUGCUUUUAACCUUUAGUUUAAUUAGUAUAACUUGAGAACAUAUGGCAGAUGCUCAGUGUUGUUGACCUGAUCAUGGAAUAGACCUCUUACUCAUGAAGUAGACCUCUUACUGUCAUUGAGCCCUGAACAUUUUAACCUCUAUGUCUAUAUCAAAUGGGAUUAAAUAAUAUAUUUUUUGUAGAUGUAUAUUUUACUCACCUCAUCUCCAUUAACUACUGUGUAGAUGGUUUCAUAUUGUAUUAAAGCAUAAUAUAUCUGUAUGUCAAGUUGGAAUGUGUUCAGUGUAGGCUAUAAUCUGUAUGUUAUUGACAAACUCCCAGUUGACAAAUACUGUAGAAACUGAUUGGACUACAGUAUACUAUUGCUGAUAAUAAUAACAUUUUAAUCUGAAA
Scatophagus argus is the source of this 2784-nucleotide messenger RNA. Its product is annotated as ethanolamine-phosphate cytidylyltransferase-like. Gene Ontology annotation, biological process: phosphatidylethanolamine biosynthetic process. The transcript has 13 exons. Gene Ontology annotation, molecular function: ethanolamine-phosphate cytidylyltransferase activity. Bases 193 to 1416 code for a protein of 407 amino acids. Gene Ontology annotation, cellular component: cytoplasm. NCBI's taxonomy places the organism in Eukaryota, Metazoa, Chordata, Actinopteri, Scatophagidae. The record is from RefSeq and is a predicted model, not a curated record.